GUAUCUACUAUCUAGUGGUUCGUCUUAAAUUUUUUAUGUCGUAAUUUCAACCAUUACAAUACAAGGACAUUAGCACCUAAUUACGAGUCGUAACUUAAUUCCUCAAUGUACAGUUAACAUGUCCAAUACGGUGCAGUGAUACAACGAAAUUCGUUUUACCAAUUGAGUCCAAAGUGCAUUGUUGUAAUUGUUUUUACAGUAGAAAUUAUUGUGAUCGUUAACUUGUGCUAAUAAAAUGUCUCUCGAAGAAAAAUUUAAUGCUGCGGUGAAUGUUAUUAGGAGUUUACCGAAAAGUGGGUCGUAUCAGCCCAGCAACGAGCUUAUGCUCCGCUUCUACAGCUAUUACAAGCAGGCCACGGAGGGACCCUGCGAUAAACCGAAACCUGGCUUCUGGGACGUGGUAAACAGAGCGAAAUGGGAAUCGUGGAACAAGCUCGGUAACAUGACUGCAAACGAAGCGAUGCAAGCGUACGUCGAGGAAUUACACAAAAUAGUCGAAACGAUGUCGUACAGUUCGGACGUCGCCUCGUUCCUGUCCGUCGACGACGACGACCAGGAGUUUCCCAACAGCGACCUGGAGCUCGUGGCGGGGGACGUGCUCGCGAGGGUCCGCUCGGCGCACAACACGCCAGCCGGUUCUCGGUCGGCGAGUGGCGCGUCCUCACCGGCAGCGCAACGCACGCGACACGACUCCGAAGACGAGUACAUCGACACACUCGAUGUUAGUGUUAGCGAGCCUGAAGCGACGACCCAGCACCGCGGCGUCCGUCUCGGCAAUGGGCACGCGCACCAGAUCACCUCGCAGCUGACCCAUUUGAAGGUCCUAGAACAGUUGCCCGGGACACUGGCGCGGCUUGAGGCCGACGUGGCCGCGCUCAGGAAGGCCGUCGAGGGGGACCGAAGGAUAUUGGACCAAGUUUCAGGGGGCUGGCGUUGGCCGUGGCAAGAGCUGAGCCCCCCCACAUUGGCAGUGUUAUUGUUAUGGCCAUUGCUGCUGUACCGGCUCGCCAGACGUAACAGAAGCGCUCUGCAAUGAUGUCGAAUGUUUGAGGAACGUUACCCACAGAAACUGGAUAAAAGAUUGAGAAGCAGCGACUCGCACCGCCUUGCACGUGAUAAGCGUUCUGUACAAUCAAUAAAAA
This is a messenger RNA of Bombyx mandarina (wild silkworm), 1142 nucleotides long. RefSeq lists its product as uncharacterized. The record is from RefSeq and is a predicted model, not a curated record. Gene Ontology annotation, molecular function: fatty-acyl-CoA binding. Gene Ontology annotation, cellular component: cytoplasm. NCBI's taxonomy places the organism in Eukaryota, Metazoa, Arthropoda, Insecta, Lepidoptera, Bombycidae. Gene Ontology annotation, biological process: fatty acid metabolic process.